AUGUCGUUCACGCGCUCGCUGUUCACAGCUCUGCAUCUCUCUGGGACGCUGCCCAGCGGACCCCUAACUUUCCGCGGGGCAGGGCCCACGCCGAGACUCCUGGGGCUCUGCCGGCACCCCCAACUCUCGGAACCCGUGCGCCGGGGUGACGUGCUCGCCUCCCGCGCUGCACCCGGCUUCCGCGCGCUGCGGAAGCCCAAUUCCCGGCCGGCGGGCGGCAGGAGCGACCCCGGCCGACUCCCCGCGGGGCUCGGCUCUGCUUCCUCCUCCUCCUCUUCCUCCUCCUCCAGCCCACGCCUACCGCCCCGCCCGCGCGGCCGCCGCCUGCGGCUUUGUUUUCCUCCCAGGUUUCACGGCCCACACGUGAUACUGUGUUAUUGCUCGGAGCGCGAGCGCGGGCCGCAGCCCUGGCUGCUGCCCCGCGCGUCGGGGGAGCUGUCGCUGCCGCCCCGGCCCGCGCCCCCCACCGCCUGCGUCCAGCUGCAGCCGCCCGAGGGGCCGGGGCAGGAGGAGCUGGAGGAGGACGACGCCUUCGCUGGCGUGCAGGUGCCGGCGGCCGCCUUUCUGGGCUCCGGGACCCCCGGCAGCUCUAGCGGCAGUCGGGGCCGCCUCAACUCGUUCACUCAGGGGAUCCUGCCCAUCGCCUUCUCCAGGCAGACCUCCCUGGAGCAGCCGGGCCCGGGCGGCGGUGCUGGCGCCUUGGAGCAGCUGCAGAGGUCCCGGCGUCGCCUCAUCUCCCAGAGAUCGUCCCUGGAGACCCUGGAAGAUAUUGAGGAGAACGCCCCCCUCCGAAGAUGUCGGACUCUCUCAGGUUCGCCCAGACCAAAGAAUUUUAAGAAGAUUCAUUUUAUCAAGAACAUGCGGCAGCACGACACCAGGAAUGGCAGAAUAGUCCUUAUCAGUGGCAGAAGAUCCUUCUGUAGUAUAUUUUCCGUGCUGCCGUAUCGCGACAGUACCCAAGCCGGGGACUUGAAGUUGGAUGGAGGGCGACAGUCAACAGGCGCCAUGAGCCUGAGAGAGAUCAUUGGCCUGGAAGGUGUGGAGCUGGGUGCCGACGGGAAGACAGUUUCGUAUACCCAGUUUCUGCUCCCCACAAAUGCCUUUGGAGCCCGGAGGAACACCAUAGACUCCACCUCCUCCUUCUCCCAGCUCCACAACCCAAGCCACCGCAGCCUCUCCAUCGGCCGGGCCAGCAGCACCCAGGGCAGCCUGGACGCAGGUAGCGAUCUGGGAGAGUUCAUGGACUAUGACCCCAACCUCCUGGACGACCCCCAGUGGCCAUGUGGCAAGCACAAGCGAGUCCUGAUCUUCCCUUCGUACAUGACCACAGUCAUUGACUACGUGAAGCCCUCGGAUCUCAAGAAGGAUAUGAACGAGACCUUCAAGGAGAAGUUUCCUCACAUUAAGUUAACGCUCAGCAAAAUAAGGAGCCUGAAACGGGAGAUGCGGAAGCUUGCCCAGGAGGACUGUGGCUUCGAGGAGCCCACAGUGGCCAUGGCAUUUGUCUACUUUGAGAAGCUCGCCCUCAAGGGGAAGCUGAACAAGCAGAACCGGAAGCUGUGUGCUGGAGCAUGUGUCCUAUUAGCGGCCAAGAUUGGAAGUGACCUCAAAAAACAUGAAGUCAAGCAUUUAAUUGAUAAGCUGGAAGAGAAGUUCCGGCUGAACCGACGAGAACUGAUUGCCUUCGAGUUCCCGGUGUUAGUGGCCUUGGAAUUCGCACUCCACCUGCCAGAGCACGAGGUCAUGCCACACUACAGACGCCUCAUCCAGCGCUCCUAGCACAGGCCCCGGGGGUGGGGGGAAGGCCAGGCGCUGGGGCUCAGGGGAGCAGCGCUGACUCCCGGAAAUGCAGCGCUGGAGCUCCAGGGACCAGCUGCUUUUCCUCUCUCCGUGCUCUCCUGGGAAGCAGCAAUGGAAAGGGCAGGGUGGCUCCUGCUCACAGAGAAGAGCUGUGAGCUCGUUGCUGCUCAGAGCCCGAGAAGGGGAGCUGUGUGCUGACGUGUGGCAGAGGCCCUGUCACCCUGCUCCCCGCCAGCGAGGACCCGAGCAGCCCAGCUGCUGCUGCUCCGGGAGCACACAGACCUGGCCCUCCUUGUCCACGACUGUCCCCGAGAUCUGCCUCGGAGCGCAGUGCUAGAGCAGAUGAGCAAACUGCAGGAUUGGGAAGGCGUUUAGAAAAACCCUCCCUGUGUCAAAAGCGUGUGCCAAUCUAUUUUUGUAUCAACCGUUGGAAGUGCACUUUCCCCGUCAGGUGCCCGUGCAAGCCCCAGCCAGCGCCCCUUGGACCUGACAGUUCUUUCCAGACUAUGUCUGGAUGACAGUUGCUGUCACCCAGUUCCACAUUGACAGCCUUCACUCUUAGGGGAUGACAUUGUUUCUGUCACCGUUUGUGCCACCAACCAGACAGAGACAAGCCCCAGUGCUGGACAGGUCACAUGGAAAGCGAAUGGACUGUGACACCCUCCGUACCUUCCUGCUGUCUCAUACCGCGUGCAUCUGCUGGCUUGCACACUCCCCCGGGAGACGCGGGGCUCACACCCCAGUGUGUCGGGUGCUCUAUGUUAGAGUGCGUCCUAAGCACGUUGCCUGUGCUAGACCUGUGGAAGAGUUCUGUACAAAUGCAGCGAGAGGGUGGGUUGGCUUCUGGCUCUGCGGCUGGGACAAACUGCAUUUUUAGCAGCAGUGACUCUUGGGACCGUGUACCGAGGUCCCCUACUGCAGAUUUUGGGUGACUUGUCCUGAUAACUCUGGAAUGACCUGCACUGAGGCGGGUCACGACAGGUGUCAACUGGCUGAAGAAAGCUUGUGGCCGUGUAAAAAGAAUUAAAGUAUUUUACUGUUUUAUAUGUA
Octodon degus (degu) is the source of this 2850-nucleotide messenger RNA. RefSeq names its product Cdk5 and Abl enzyme substrate 1 (gene Cables1). The record is from RefSeq and is a predicted model, not a curated record. The transcript has 11 exons. Bases 1 to 1779 code for a protein of 592 amino acids. Lineage: Eukaryota; Metazoa; Chordata; Mammalia; Rodentia; Octodontidae. Gene Ontology annotation, biological process: regulation of cell cycle; nervous system development. Gene Ontology annotation, cellular component: cytosol.